Molecule: messenger RNA, 1065 nt
Organism: Penicillium verhagenii
Lineage: Eukaryota; Fungi; Ascomycota; Eurotiomycetes; Eurotiales; Aspergillaceae
Exons: 2
Coding region: 1-1065 (354 amino acids)
Source: RefSeq, a predicted model, not a curated record
AUGCCGGCACUCCUCAAGCGGCUCUUCAAAAAGCCCCGUAUCGAGACCUAUGGACUGGACCAUGCCGUUCUUAACAUCCAGCUACCGCCACAAACCAUGUGGAUGAAUAUGGGCUACUGGGAAUCCACCUCCGAUUUUCCCGAAGCUUGUCAAGCCUUGCUUCACCAAGUCUUAUCAGCUGGCCUCUUGCAAUCCAACUCCCAAUGCCUAAGGGUGCUGGAUGUUGGAUGCGGCUGCGGCGACCAGUCCCUAUACCUCACCAGUCUCCACAGGAAUGGAUCCUCAUCCACCGAGGAAUCAGCGUCAUCCUCAGCCUUGGAAGCUUCUCCUGCUUUUUCUACUCCGCAGGCCCGCCUACAACACGCCCAUCCUCAUCCAUUAUUAAUAGAUACCUAUAUCGGUAUCACCUUAGAGCCGACACAGGCAGGCUUAGCCAAGUCUCGCGUACAAGAUGCACGGCGCAAGCAAAAUCAAACCCAACCCCAAACUCAUACCCAAAACAACAAUGGCCUGGAUCUUUCCCCGGCAAAAAUAUUCUGCGCCGAUGCAGCUAACCCCGCGACUUGGCUUGGAGACCUACAAACCUCCAUCAGCGACCUAGCCAACACCGCACAACAGCCCAGCACGGAAACAUGGCUCCUGGCGCUCGACACAAUGUACCACUUCCGGCCAUCGCGUCGGCCCAUUCUGCAAUUCGCGCACGAUACACUCCACGCCUCGUAUAUGGGCUUUGAUCUUAUUCUCGCCGACAAUGUUUCAUGGUGGCAACUCUUUCUCUUACGAAUCAUCUGCUGGGCUCUUGGGGCGCCGUUUGCAAAUUUUUUGACCAAGGAUCAAUAUAAGCUUCUUCUUCGUGACGUGGGCUAUCGGGCUUCGGAGAUUAAGAUGACGGAUGUCUCUGCUCAUGUCUUUGAUGGGUUGGCGGGGUUUUUGGGGAGGAGGGUCGGAGAGGCCGAGCCGUUUGGGUUGAGGGUUGGGAAGUAUCGGGGGGCGAGGCUGGUUUUUGACUGGUGGGCGAGGAGUGGGAUUGUUAGGGGGUAUGUGGUUGUUGCGAGGAGAUCGUGA